AUGGCUUUCUAGGACUCCACGCUGCCGUGCAAGCGGUAGAUUUGUCAAUAUUGGAGGGAAUCCCUCUGCACUUGGCUUUGGGCAGGAACAUGCUGCCUAGCGUGACAGCCGACGAGAGGCCCAUAUUGCAGAGUAUUUUCGAAGACGCCUUCCUCUCGCCAGUCACUUUUCUUGCAGUUGACUUGCAGCAAGCUCUUUCGCACGGGAAAGGAGUCAUCCUUGCCGGCCCGCCUGGUUCCGGGAAAACGAGCGCUGUCAAAGAGGCCGCUGGGAAAAACCAACUCGAAAUUAUCUGCCCGCUGGCGCUCGACCUGCAACGACUUUUCGGCCACUUGGAACGCGGAGAGUGGCGCGACGGGGUGGUCACCAGCGCCAUUAGGACGGGCGCCAAGUGGCUUCUCUUUGACGGGCCGCUCGAUUCGUGGUGGGUGGAGAAUUUGCAAGCGGCACUCGACGAGCCAGCCAAAUUGAACUUGGCCUCUGGGGAGGCGCUGCAUGUCCAGCCGAACGUGAAAAUUAUUUUCGAGACGCAGAAUUUGCACAAGGCCUCGCCUGGGCUGUUGGGCAGAUGCCAGUGCAUCUACUUUGGCGAAAUCUCGUGGAAAAUCUUGGUCGACACUUGGUUUGAGAGCAACAAGGGAGAGUUAUGGGCAAAGCAAGAGGGCCCUCUGGUUAUGGAAUUUCUCAAUUGGUUCAUCCCACCAUGCCUGCAAUUUAUUGAGCAAUUCAAACCCAUAAUAAGCCCGAGCGGCCUUGUAACCACGCUCGUGUCCUUAUUUGCCAUGUACCUGAAAGAGCCGAGCCAAGACGCAGAGGCGGCUAAGCACGUCCGCAUUUGGCUGCAGGCCGCGCUAAUGCUGUCGGGCGCUUGGGCCUUCAGCGGACCCUUGGCCAAGCAGCAAAGAGAAAUGUUCGAUGAGUUUUUUAAAAAUCUGUGGCGCGGAACGAACGCAGAGUUUCCUCUGCCAACGUGCACCGAGGGAAAAGUGGACGUGCCGGUGCCAAGCGACGGGUGUUUGCUCGACCACAGUUUCGUUUUUAGGUUCAAAGGCAGCUGGAAAUAUUGGCCAGACAUUUUGAGGGCGAUGAAAUUGGACGACCAAGCCGAGAUAUUCCAAACUAUCAUUCCUACGAUGGACACAGAGCGGCUGAGCCAUUUAAUGCAGCUGCAUGUGCAGCAUGGGCGACCCUUAAUGCUGCGCGGACCAAAAGAUUCAGGCACGAGUUCAAUGUUAAAAGCCCACUUUGACGAAAAUUUUGAGCACACGAAUCGAUUCCUGAGGGUCGAAUUAGGAAAGAGCAGCCUUUUGCACCAAUUCGCCCUCGAGCGCAUUGACUCGUCUCAAAACCAAGCGAUCUUGGUGCGCCUGACGCACGGCGCCGACGCUCCCAUGGUGCAGAACGAACUGAGCACCACCCUGAGCCGCAGCUCGCAGGGCCUGGGCCCGGCGGCAGGGUGCCAGCGCUGCGUGGUGGUGGUGGAUGACUUAGGCGCGGCCAACAGUCCCGGUCCGCAGGAGCUGCUGCGGCAGGUAGUAGACCACGCAAGUCUGCACGAGUCGGCGAGCAGCGUGCGGCUGAACCACGUGCUGGCGCUUGGGGCGCUGGACGAGACCAAUCAGGUGGCGGCACGCCUCCUGCGCCACUUCAGCGUCCUCAAUGUCGGCCCAAUGACGGAGGAGAGCGCCUCCAGGAUCUUCGGCUCGCUGAUGGGCGCCACGCUGAAACGCAACGGCUUCGCGUCGGACGUGGCGGCGUUCGUUACGGCCGCCGUCCAGUCGACGCUGGACGUGGUGCACGGCUCGCUGCGGCUGCUGCGCCCUUGGAGGCCGCACUACGUGGUCAGCCUAGCCGAGGCACAGAGAAUCGUGCUCGGCUGCUCGCAGAUCCUGAAGGAGGACGCCGACAACAAGCGGGCGCUGGUGCGUUUGUGGUGCCACGAGGUGCAGCGCAGCAUCGGCGACAGGCUGAGCGCGGAGGACGACCGCCGGGAGCUGCACUCGCUGGUGGAGGCCGCCGUCAAGGACAAUUUCAAGGAGCAGCCCACUCUGGUGAUGGAGCAAAAGCUAGGCUACGGACGUCUCCUGACAGGCAGAUAUCUUGAGGCCGAUCGCACUAAGUUCGAGGAACGGGCAAACAAAAGCGUCGAGAGUCUGGGAGACGACACUCAUAACCAGACAACCAGAAUAAUUAAAACGAACACAACAAAAUUUAACAGUCAAAUCAUUUUAAUUGAUAGCGAAGCGGUGGACCAUUUAGCACGAGUGUGUCGUUUGCUUCAAAUGCCACGGGGAAACGCAUUGCUUUUGGGCCCACUAGGAAGAGGACGCCGCACAUUGUGUCAAUUGGCGGCACACAUGGCUGGUCAGGAGACUGUUCAGCCAAAACCAGGUUUUGAAAAUUGGAGGCAGCUGCUGAGGAAAGCAAUGCGGAGGGCCGGGGCAGACGACAAAGACACAGUGCUCCUUGUUGGAGACGAGUUCCUCUCUGACGAGCGCUUUCUGGAAGAUGCGCACUGUAUUCUCAGCCACGGGGAUGUUCCUGGGCUUUUCAGUGCGGAGGAGCGCCAGGAAAUCAUGGAAACUGUCAUGUUGGACGCUCAAGGGGGCCAGCGAACUGUUGACCUCGUACCCUUACAAGUGUUUGAAUUCUUUGCGUCGCGUUGCCGUAAGCGUCUGCACUGGAUGCUGUGCCUCGAUCCGGCCGACAAGCGUUUUAGAACGCGGCUACAGCGUUACCCUGCGCUCCAGACGCAGUGCACGCCGCUGUGGUUCCCGGAGUGGCCCGAGGAGGCCUUGGAGCGCAUCUCGCAGCGUCACCUGCGCGAACAGCGGCCGACGGCCGUGGUGGCCGUGUGCCGACGGCUGCAUCAGGCGGCCAAGCACCAUGUGCAGGUGAACGCGGCCAACUUCGCCGAGCUGCUGCAGCUGCUGGACACGGUGACCGCCGAGCGCAAGGAACGCAUCCAGGGUGACCGCCAGCGCUAUUUGACGGGCCUCGAAAAGCUGCAGCUGGCCGCCGAGCAGGUGCAGCGCAUCCAGGAGGAGCUGAGCGGUCUGCAGCCCCGCCUGGCCGAGGCGGCCGCCGAGACCAGGGAGAUGCUGGCAGUGAUCGAGACCGAGACGCGCAAAGUGAGCGACGCCUCUCUUCUGGUGCGCAGCGAUGAGGCCGUCGCCAAUUCACAGGCUGCCGCCGCGCAGGAGCUCAAAAGCGAGUGCGAGACCGAGCUUGCCCAGGCGAUCCCUAUUCUUGAAGACGCCGUUGCCGCUCUGAACACUCUGAAACCGUCCGAUAUUACCCUGGUGAAGUCUAUGAAAAACCCGCCUGAGCCAAUCAAAAUGGUAAUGGCCGCUGUGUGUGUUAUACGGAACAUAAAACCCGACAGGCUAAAUGACGCCUCUACAGGAAGAAAGAUAUUAGACUACUGGGGACCGAGCAAAAAACUUCUCGGUGACAUUGCCUUUUUGCAGCAGCUCAAGGAUUUCGAUAAAGACAAUAUUCCGGCGUCGGUGAUGGCAAAAAUCCGCAAAGAAUUCAUUCCGCACCCCGACUUUCGACCUGAGACGGUAGCCAACGCGUCAAGCGCCGCAGAGGGGCUUUGCAAGUGGGUGCGGGCGAUGGACAUGUACGACGCGGUGGCCAAAGAGGUGGCACCAAAGAAGGCGAAACUCGAGAUAGCGCAACAAGAAUACGCGGCCACGCUCGCAGUGCUGGAAGAAAAAAGGGCGCAAGUCCGCCGCUUGGAGAAGCAACUUGCCGAGUUGCGGGCGCAAUUCGACGCUGCCAACUCGCAUAAAAGGACUUUGGAGUCUGAGUUUCAAGCGUGCGAACGGAAGCUGGUACGCGCGGAGAAACUGAUCGGCGGGCUGGGCGGCGAGCGCCAGCACUGGGCAGCCACCGCGUCCUCGCUGGAGGACUCGUUGGCGUGCCUGGAGGGCGACGCCCUGCUGGGCAGCGCGACCGCCACCUACCUGGGCCCGCUGAGGGCGAAACGCCGCGCCCGCUGCAUCAGCGAGUGGAUGGCCCUUCUGCACGAGGAGGGCGUCGCCUUCUCGGCCGACCUGGACGUGACCCUGGUACUCAGCUCGGAGCUGGAGACCGAGGCGUGGCACAUCGGCGGUCUGCAGCGCGACGCGGCGUCCACGCAGAGCGCAGUGAUCGCGCGCCACGCGUUGCGUCCCUGCGUCUGCCUGGACCCGCAGCGGCAAGCGAACGCGUGGAUCAAGAGCGCCGAGCCUGAAUUGCGGGUCAGCAAGGACUGGGACGAGCAGCUCUACGCUGCAUGCCUUCGCAACGGGAAGCCCCUUCUGUUCGAGGACAUUGAAGAGCCAGACGCGUUGCUCGAAGCGCUGCGAGCUGUGCCCUUGCGAUCGAGCGAUUCUGAAUUUCGGGUGUACAUCACGACCCGGAGUUCAGUGGGCCGCGAGCUGUUGGCCUGCGUCACCUUAGUGGACUUCACGCUGCCCGCCGAAGGGUUGGAGGAAGAGCUAUUGGGCUUGGUGAUGGCAGCGGAGCACCCUGCUCUGCGACUGGCGCGGCAGCAAGUGGUGCGCGAAGGUGCGGCUAACAAGGCGGCCCUGCAGGCGACCGAGGACCGCAUUCUGAGCACUCUUUCGGCGAGCCAGGGCAACCUGCUGGAGGACGAGGCCGCUGUGGACGUGCUGGACACCUCGAGGGCCAUGUCCCUGGAGCUGGCCCAGAGGCAGUUGGAGGCUCAAAAGACGCUCGGCCAGAUCGCCGAUUUCAAGGCCAAGCACCGCACCCUGGCGAGGGACGCGGCCGCCGCCUACGCCACCCUGAUCUGGCUGCCGACCCUGGGCAGCACGUACCACUUCUCGCACGCGUGGUUCUUGCAGCUUUUCAGCACGUCGGUCAGACUCAGUUGCAAAAUGGGCCUGAGCGACAACUUGACAGAUGCGUUUUUGAAGACGCUCUGCGAGCACGUAUGCGCCGCUUUAUUUCGCAGACACCAUCUGGCAUAUUUAUUGCGUCUCUCUUUGGACCUGCUUAGGGCUAGAAAGGAUAUUACACUGGACGAAGUUACUUUCCUGUAUAAUGGCAAAACGCGAAAGUAUAAAAUUGAAAUGAUGCACUUUCCACGCUUUGCGCAAAUAAUCACUAACUUUGAAGAAAAUUGGGAUGAAUGGAAAAAUUUCAGUGAGCUGAACAAAGACGCGAAUGAAAAAUGGAACGCAAUCCCUCCUUUUGAGCGGCUCAUAAUUAGCACCGUUUUCUUAAGCAAUGCGAUCAUCGAGCAAAGUGCGAAAGAUCUCAUUCAAAACGUUUUGCACUUUGACAGCCAUUUGGAGGCUGGCCGUUUGGAAAUCGCCCUAGAAAAUUCUACUUUUGAAAAUCCGAUAAUUUGUACUUUGGGUUUUGGCGUAGACGUGUCACGCGCCCUUUUCGCGCUCGCCGUCAAGGAAAUGGCGGACAUAAGCGCCAUCAGCAUUGCUCCUGGACGAACGAGCCACGCCGAGGAGGCCAUAGCAAAGGCGAUGGCCUCCGGGACAUGGGUGUGCUUGAACAACUGCCACUUGACUGACGACUGGCUCCGAAAACUCGAGAGAAUGUCUUUUGAAGACGCGGCCCCUACCUUCCGCCUGUGGCUCACCUGCAGUCCUGAGGCGCAGCUUCCAAUCGGUCUGGUUCAAAGUUCAGUGAAAGUAGCUUUGGAGGAGCCGGUAGCUCUGAGUGAAGCCAUGAAAGAGGCUCUCAAGAGGCAGGAGGAUCUAAUGGAAGGGUGCAAUGGUCGAGAGGCGCCUUACUGCCGACUGGUCUACGGCUUGUCCUUCCUUUACGCGCUCCUCCUCGGCCGGUCAUGGACAAAGACCAUCACCCUUGGCGAGAGCGAUUUUCGAUUAGCCUCGCGGCACCUCUGGGAACUUUGUCGAACGACAAGACGCGUUCCUCUGGAGGCAGCAUUGUGCUUGGUCGGCGAGUGUGGCUUUUUGGGCCACGUGACUGACCCUUGGGACUUGAGGCUGGCUGACUUGCUGCUGAAAGAGUGCAUCAAUUCGGUUCUCCUCACCGCCACUGCCAACUUCGAGCUGACCCGGGUCGGAACGGCGCCCCUACUUCCGCCACAAGUUCCGACUUUAGCAGCUUGUCUCCAAAGGGCGUCGUUGAUGCCCCUCAAAGCCACCUCCGAUUGGCUGGGGGUUUUGGACUUCGAUGACCCACAACUGUUCGGGCCGAAAAUUCAGGCAGGGGCAACUUUGGAAGAGGUUUUUCGCUCAGAUUCUUUCAAAGGUCAGCUCGACGCUAUGCUGGAGGCGCUGCCAACGCCAAAGGAGGUUGUUGCCGACGAGAACGAUGCAGUGGCGUUAACCCUGAUUUACGAGCAAACGAGGGCAGCGAGCAGGAUCGAGGCUGCGCGAAAAUGUCUGAAAACGCUGCAGCAGGCGAUGACGGACGGAUUCGUGCCCCCGGCCAUGGUGGAGGACGCAAAUUUGGUGGCCAGAGGCGUUGCUCCUCGCGAGUGGAUGCCUUCUGCAGAGGUCGAGGCAACCCUUGAAGACUUCGCGUUUGUCAAUGCAAAGUUACACACCUUGACCUGGCCUCGAGAUGAUUCGCACCAUUUGUGGAUGCCCGGCAUGGAGCGACCCGAAGCCUUGUUCGCGUCUAUGAUUCAAAUAGAAAGCCGGUCUCGUGGGGUUUCGCUCUCUGAAGUGUCGCUCCAACUGCAGAUCGACCCUGGCAAAAAAUUCAGAGUGGUAACCGUAUGCGGCCUGUGGCUGGACGGCGCCGACUUCGACAUCAAAAGUGGGUUAUUAGUGGAGCAGAAAGGCGGGCCAACAGAGCUGCCUCCAAUAUCUGUAUGCGCAACAUCAACACCAGAAAAUGAAAACAAAUUCGAGUGCCCGAUUUACAGCGAAGAGGCUAAGCGCCACAGCAUUGGCUCAAUUUGGUUAGCAGGCGGAGAUGCAAAGGUCUGGACUAAACGAGGUGUUGUAAUAUUUUUAAAAAGGAGAUCCUAAACGUAUUAUUAGUGGCGUUUUUGUAAUUCAACCAGAAACAUGUAAUAAACAUAUACCAGAUAAUCGAUA
This is a messenger RNA of Cloeon dipterum, 7046 nucleotides long. Its product is annotated as dynein axonemal heavy chain 3-like. Bases 90 to 6977 code for a protein of 2295 amino acids. Gene Ontology annotation, molecular function: ATP hydrolysis activity; minus-end-directed microtubule motor activity; dynein light intermediate chain binding. Lineage: Eukaryota; Metazoa; Arthropoda; Insecta; Ephemeroptera; Baetidae. The transcript has 19 exons. Gene Ontology annotation, cellular component: dynein complex. The record is from RefSeq and is a predicted model, not a curated record. Gene Ontology annotation, biological process: microtubule-based movement.